This is a messenger RNA of Zingiber officinale, 1282 nucleotides long. RefSeq lists its product as uncharacterized. The record is from RefSeq and is a predicted model, not a curated record. NCBI's taxonomy places the organism in Eukaryota, Viridiplantae, Streptophyta, Magnoliopsida, Zingiberales, Zingiberaceae. The coding region runs from base 300 to 1091 and encodes 263 amino acids. The transcript is spliced from 3 exons.
GAAAAAGAACUUUGUCUUCCACUUGGUGCCUUUCUUCUUCUCUUUUCCUGUGUUGCAGCAAAACCGAACUCAGCUGGUAGCUUUUCCUCUGCAAUUCCCCCUGAAUUAGAGCCAAGGCAUCUCUCUGAACCAAGCAACGCAGCCACCAGGCUGAAGCAAUUCCAUGAAUUCGAUUCAUUUGGAUUCCUGUCUUCUUCUUUUGUCCUACCUCGAUCAACAUCUCUAUAUACCAUUCGUGUCUCCAGCCCCAUGCAAUCCGUCUCAGAGAGAACUAAGCGCAGGCUAUACCCUCGACCUCCAUGGCCGUUUCGCACGCCGACCUUUCGCAGAAGACGCAGUGGCGCUGGCGAUCUGAGCUCGGCAGUCAGUUCGCCCUCCUCUUCGUCUUCCUUUCCGUGAUUGCCGGCCUCGUCGCCUUCGUGCUCUGUCUCGCCGCCGAGGCCUCCCGCUCAGAGGCGACGUGGUUCGCGCUGAGCGAGGAGGGCAACGGGAGGAAGAGCUCCGUGUGCGUCUACGACAGCAGCGGGCGGACGCCGCUGGGCUGCGCCGUCACUGCAUUCUUGCUGAUGGCGGUGGCUAUGCUCGCAGAACACGCCUACUUGUUGGUCGCCGUUGACUCGUCUUCCAAGCACCCGUUCUAUGUCUCCUGGCCACAGUCACAGCCGCCUCCGCCCCCCUCUGCGAUACCUCACGAUCCGCACACACCGGCCACCGCCGCCGUCGCCGCCACCACCAUCACGCGGCAGGCCUGCUGCCUCUUCCUCACCGCCUGGAUCUGCUUUGCCGUCGCUGAGGUUCUCCUCCUCAUCGGCAUCGGCGUGGAGGCCGGCCACAUCAGCAACUGGAGGAAGCCGAAGCCGGAAUGCCAAGUCACCCGGCCGGGAUUGUUCGCGGCUGCCGGAAUUUUCGGCCUAAUCUCCGUGCUCCUCGGAGUCGGGGUGUACCUCACGGCGUUGCAGAUGCAGAGGCUGCAGCAGCAGCAACAGGCUCAUGCCGCCGGCCCGCGGCUUCAGUUUCCUCUUCCCGCUCCGAGCGCGCCGGCGGUGACGCAGCCGCAACAGCACGGCGAAAAAACUUCCACCUCUGCUUAAAGAUCAUAAAGUUAAUAACCAUUUGGUCUACGUUACCCUUUCACGAGUUCCAAUUGAUUGAAUUCUUGUACACAUCUUUGUUUCUUCUUUCCAUUAAUUCCAGUGAAUAAGGAUGCCAUAAUAAGAGAAGCAACAUGAGCUGUUGUUGCUUCUGUAUUUGAUCGACAUUAACAAAUUGUUCCUCUUUUAUU